Odobenus rosmarus divergens (Pacific walrus) is the source of this 1410-nucleotide messenger RNA. RefSeq names its product melanoma-associated antigen 4-like. Lineage: Eukaryota; Metazoa; Chordata; Mammalia; Carnivora; Odobenidae. Gene Ontology annotation, biological process: negative regulation of transcription by RNA polymerase II. Bases 1 to 1410 code for a protein of 469 amino acids. Gene Ontology annotation, cellular component: nucleus. The record is from RefSeq and is a predicted model, not a curated record. The transcript is spliced from 2 exons.
AUGGAACCAGGGGCUCGCCCGUCCCACCCCAGAGGGGACCCCUCAGCACCCAAGUCCGACGCGGCGCACUGUCAGCUCCGGGACUUCAGGCCUCUGCUGCCUGGGCUGCACCCUGAGGAGCCGUCCCACACCUUUCUUCAGGUUCAGCCCGACACAAAGGCCAUGCCCCUGGGUCAGAGGAGUGAGCUCUGGAAGCUGGAGGAAGACCCAGUCCCGGCCCAGGGCCUGGUGGAGGCACAGCUGUCGGGGGCUGGGGAGGACGAGGUCCCCCGCGCCCCCUCCUCCUCCUCCGCCUUGGCCUCCUCCCAGUCCGCCGCCCCAUCUGGCUCCUGCUCUGCCCUGUUUCUAGUCCCCUCGGAGGAGGGGUCUGCUGCUGGGUUCCAGAGUCCUCCCCAGAGCUCUCUGAGUGCCUGUCCCUCCCCUACUGCCCCAGCAGCCACUGCUUGGAGGCAGCCUGACCCGGGCUCCAGCAGCUCCGAUGAGGAGGGGUCAAGCCCCUGCGAGGAGCCCGACGAAGCCCAGCCAGGGCUCCAAAAUAUACUCCAGGGGAAGCUGGCCGACCUGGUGGAGUUCCUGCUCCUCAAGUAUCACACCAAGGAGCCCACCAGCCAGGCAGAGAUGCUGGAGGUCGUCGGCAAGGAUGCCCAGGAUGCCUUCCCUGUGAUCUUCGGCCAAGCCUCCGAGUGCUUGCAGCUGGUCUUUGGUAUGGAUGUGAAGGAAGUGGAGCCCAGCGACCACUCCUACAUCCUGGUCCCCGUCCUGGGCCUCACCUAUGAUGGGAUGCUGAGCGGUGAGGAGGGAGUACCCAAGACCGGCCUCCUGGUGGUGCUCCUGGGAGUGAUCCUCCUGCAUGGCGACCGUGCCCCCGAGCAGGAGGUGUGGGAAACGCUGGGGGUCAUGGGGGUGUAUGCCGGCCAGGAGCACGUCCUCUAUGGGGAGCCCAGGGAGCUCCUCACCAAGGUCUGGGUGCAGGAAGGGUACGUGGAGUACCAGCAGGUGCCCGGCAGCGACCCUGCCCGCUACGAGUUCCUGUGGGGUCCCAGGGCCCACGCCGAAACCAGCAAGUUGCAAAUGAUGGAGUAUUUGCUGAAGGUGACUCUGAGAUUGCGCUUCCUGAGGCCGAGCCAGAGAAGGCGUGUGUACCUGUCAGCCGUCCCCAGCUGGGGCCCUGCUGUCUGCGGUCGGGCCGUCGGAGCAGAGGACAGACGAGCAGAUGACGGCGGUGGUCCCCGGGACGCUCCCCCACACACACCCCAGACACCCCCAGACUCAAAUGAGGAGUCUGAAAGCAGCCGAGCAGGAGGGGCCUUCGGGUUCCCGGGCGGCAGGCUGUGCCGAGGCUCGGCUGCCCUAGGAGCCGUGGAAGGAGGAGCACCCCCGCCAGAGCCCAUCUGGACUAACCUGCGCUGA